AUAGUGAUAUUAGCAUGGCGGAGUCGCUGCUUCUCCCGGUGGUAAGCAGGGUGGCCGGCAAGGCGGCAGACGCCCUCGUCCAGCGCGUCACCCGCAUGUGCGGCGUCGACGACGACCGCCGGAGGCUGGAGCGCCAGCUUCUGGCCGUCCAGUGCACGCUGACCGACGCCGAGGCGAAGAGCGAGACCAAACCUGCCGUGAAGCGUUGGAUGAAGGACCUCAGGGCCGUCGCCUACGAGGCCGGCGACGUCCUCGACGACUUCCGCUACGAGGCGCUCCGCGGCGAGGCCCAGAUCGGCGGCGACUCCGCCGCCCGCAAGGUACUCGGCUACUUCACGCCACACAACCCCCUCCUGUUCCGUGCUGUGAUGAGCAGGAAGCUGGAUGAUGUCCUCAAGAAGAUCACCGAUCUGGUCAUGGAGAUGAGCACCUUUGGCCUGGUAGAGCGUGCGGAGGCGGCACCUGCGAUCCACCCACAGACACACUCCGGCAUGGAUAGCUUGAUGGAGAUCGUCGGCAGAGACGACGACAAGGAGAUAUUGGUGGAUUUGUUGCUUGAGCAGCGUUCCAAGAACAGGAUUGAGGUGAUGCCAAUCGUAGGGAUGGGGGGAUUGGGGAAGACAACACUGGCAAAGAUGGUGUACAGCGACUUCAGGGUCCAUCAGCACUUUGAGCUGCUCAUGUGGCUCUGUGUGUCAGAUGAUUUCAGUGUCACUGCUAUAGUAAAAUCCAUCAUUGAAUCGGCUACCAGGGACAACUGCACCUUGCCUGAUAGAAUCGAACUGUUGCGCGGCCGCCUACACGAAGUGGUAGGCCGCAAAAGGUAUCUACUUGUUCUUGAUGAUGUUUGGAAUGAGGAAGAACAGAAAUGGGAGGAUCUCAGGCCGUUGCUGCAUUCCGCUGGUGGUCCAGGAAGUGCAAUAGUUGUCACAACUCGAAGCCAACGGGUAGCAUCCAUAAUGGGCACACUUCCUGCUCACAUGCUAUCAUACUUAGACCAAGACGAUUCAUGGGAAUUAUUCCGAAAGAGAGCAUUCAGUAAAGAAGAGGAAGAGCAGCCAGAGCUUGCUGAGGUUGGUAAGCGUAUUGUCAGCAAGUGUAAAGGGUUGCCUCUUGCUCUGAAGACAAUGGGGAGCCUUAUGAGUUCCAAGAAGCAAAUCCAGGAGUGGGAGGCUAUUGCAGCAAGCAAGAGUUGGGAUGAUGUUGGGACCACAAAUCAGAUUCUAUCCAUACUAAAAUUGAGCUAUAGGCACUUAACACUUGAAAUGAAGCUAUGUUUUGUCUUUUGCGCAAUCUUCCCAAAGGACUAUCAGAUGGAGAGGGACAGGUUGAUCCAGCUGUGGAUAGCAAAUGAUUUUAUCCAAGACCAGGGGAUUAUGGAUUUGGAAGAGAGAGGAAGAUUUGUUUUCCAUGAGCUAAUGUGGAGGUCCUUCUUUCAAGAUGUAAAGGCAGAAACUUUUUAUGCCGGGACACAACAGUACAAGUCAAUUACAUGCUCCAUGCAUGAUCUAAUGCAUGACCUAGCAAAAUCUGUCACAGAGGAAUGCAUUCAUAUUCAAGAUUUAAACCAGCAAAAAGCCUCAAUGAAAGAGGUCCGUCAUCUGAUGUCAAGUUCUAACUUGCAAGAGAACAUUGAAUUAAUUGAACAUGUGGAACGGCCUCUUCACACAUUACUGUCACCAUAUUGGUUGCCGUCAUCAUCGCUACCCAGAAAUAUCAAGAAAUUAAACUUUACGUCUUUACGAGCAUUGCAUAAUGCUAGCUUGCAUAUUUCUCCAAAGGUGUUAGCAAACAUAAGACAUUUGCGUUACCUUGAUCUUUCCAAUUUCAGAGAGCUAGUAAUAUUAUCCGAGUCAAUAUGUAUGUUAUACAGCUUGCAAACUUUGAGGCUAACUCAAUGUGAGAAUCUUGAACAUUUACCAGAGGGUAUGAGAUUUAUGAGCAAGCUUAGGCAUCUUUAUCUUGAUGGUUGUCGUAGCUUGAAACGCAUGCCACCAAGAAUUGGUAUGCUAAAGAACCUCUGGACUCUUACCAAAUUUGUUGUGGAUAGAGAAGAUGGACGUGGGCUUGAAGAACUGAAAGACUUGCAGCAUCUAUGUGGCCGGUUAGAACUGUUUAAUUUGAAUGCUGUACAAAGUGGGUUAAAUGGAAGAGAAUCCAAUCUCCAUCUGAAUCAAAAUGUAAAUGAGUUGCUGUUGUACUGGUGUCGCGAUAGAUCUGAGUGCAGAGGCCAUGAUGUUGUUGCCAACAAAAAGGAUAUCUUAGAGUUUACUCUACCUACUAGCAAACUUGAAUCAUUGCGAGUAUACGGCUCUGGUCAUAUUGAGAUGUCAUCAUGGAUGAAAAACCCCAAAAUUUUCCUUUGCCUAAAAGAACUCAGCAUGUCUGACUGCUGGAGAUGCACGGAUCUUCCGCCGUUAUGGCAGUCUGGCUCUCUUGAGUCCUUGUCUUUAUCCCGUUUGGAUAAUUUGACCACAUUAUCUAGUGGCGUUGACAUGGUUGUUCAAGGAUGCAAUGGUUCCCUGGAAUUUUUCCCAAAGCUGAAGAGGAUGUCUUUAAAUUACUUACCAAACUUAGACAGAUGGAUAGACAACGAAGUAGCAAUUACAACAGUGAUGUUCCCUGAGCUCAAAGAAUUAACAAUUGGCAAUUGCCCAAAGCUAGUGAAUAUUCCAAAGGCUCCUAUUCUACGAGAGCUGGAUAUAAACCAGUGCAAAAUUGAGGUGAACUCACUCAGCCAUCUGACAGCACUAUCCCAACUCAAGUAUCAUGGUGACUGGUGUGUUUCCACAGAUGCGCAAGUUAUACCAUUAAGCUGUUGGCCAUCUCUUGUGACAUUACAUCUAGGCCUUUUAGGGAACUUGGUUCUCCCAGAGGAGAAGCAGACCAUGCCCCCUCUGGAAUCAAUUCGACAGCUUUGGUUAUCGUAUUCGAAUUGUUUCUUCUCACGUAAUUCGUCAAACUGGCUGUUUGGUUUCGGGGAUUGCUUUGCCUUUCUGGAAGAAUUGGUGAUAGUUUCAUGCGACGAUCUUGUCCAUUGGCCUGUGAAGGAGCUCCGUGGAUUGAAUUCACUUCGACAUGUAGAGUUUAGUUAUUGCAAGAACCUGAUCGGUUCACCGUCAUCAUCAGAAGAGUCCUUGUUUCCACUGGGGCUGGAAACAUUACAUCUAAAUUUUUGCAAGAACUUAUCAGAGAUUCCCAAGCUGCCUGCUUCACUGGAGAUACUGGGCAUUAAUGAAUGCACUUCUUUGGUUUCUCUGCCAACAAAUCUUGGAGACCUUGCCAAGUUGAGAUACCUCAAGUUAUUUUCCUGUGUGAGUUUGAGAAAAUUGCCUGAAACCAUGGAUGGCCUCAUUGCUCUUCAGGAACUGUAUGUUCAGCAGUGCCCUGGGGUAGAGACACUGCCAUUGAGUCUUCUUCAGCGGCUGCCACACCUCAGGAAGCUAAUGACACUAGGAAGUCACAAGUUGGAUAGGCGUUGCAGGAGAGGAGGGGAGUACUGGGAGUUUGUCUCCAAAAUUCCAUGUCUAAAUAGAGACUUCAUUGAAGCGAAAUCCAACGACAAGGGCUUUGCAAAGAGAUUAGUUCCUUGCUGCUCAACUCUCAACUGAGCGUCUCUCGAUAUCGCAAAUUUGUCUACCUUCGCUCGCUGGCUGCCUCAGGCAACUGAAGUCACCAACGAGGAACGAACCCCAC
Oryza brachyantha (malo sina) is the source of this 3696-nucleotide messenger RNA. Its product is annotated as putative disease resistance protein RGA1. The transcript is spliced from 2 exons. NCBI's taxonomy places the organism in Eukaryota, Viridiplantae, Streptophyta, Magnoliopsida, Poales, Poaceae. Bases 15 to 3611 code for a protein of 1198 amino acids. The record is from RefSeq and is a predicted model, not a curated record. Gene Ontology annotation, molecular function: ADP binding. Gene Ontology annotation, biological process: defense response to other organism.